Messenger RNA from Eucalyptus grandis, 1327 nucleotides. Its product is annotated as translation initiation factor IF-2. Lineage: Eukaryota; Viridiplantae; Streptophyta; Magnoliopsida; Myrtales; Myrtaceae. The record is from RefSeq and is a predicted model, not a curated record.
AUGGAGAGCCCAACAAUAUCCGCACAAGAACCCCACCACCACCACCAUCCACAGCCACCGCAGACUCUGUCUCCUUGCGGCAGCGGACGGCGGAGCAGCAGCGCCUCCAACUCGCCGGAGUUCGAGUUCUGGAUGGUCCGGAACCCCAUCUUCCCCCAGCCGGAGAUCCUCUCCGCCGACGAGCUCUUCGUCGACGGCGUCCUCCUCCCCUCCACCUCCUCCACCUCCACCAGCCCGACCCGCCCGACCCCGCCCCCGAGCACGAAACCGCCCGCAGGUCCGGAGCCUCCCGCUCCCGAGGCGGGCCUUCCCAACGCCCCCGACCCGGAUCCGGAACCGGGGCCCCAGCUGACCCCGGCGUCGUCGUCGUCGGCGGCCACCGCCUCGAAGCGGUGGAGGGACAUCUUCAAGAAGAGCGAGAAGAAGUCCACCAACCACCAAGAAGAGAAGCCGCCGCCGCCGCCGCCGCCGCCGCAGGCGGAUAAGGACAGGGAGAAGAAGAAAGAGAAGAAGAGCAACGGCCGAGGCGGUUCGGGCUCGGGCCCCACCGAGCUGAACAUCAACCUGUGGCCCUUCUCGCGGAGCAGAUCCGCCGGGAACGGCGGCGCCCGGCCCAGAUUGGCGGCGUUCGGCGGCCCGAACGCCCGGAAGGUGAGCAGCGCGCCGUGCUCGCGGAGCAACUCGGCGGGGGAUUCCAAGUCCCGGAAGUGGCCGAGCAGCCCGGGCCGGGUCGGGGUGCAUUUGGGCCGGAGCAGCCCGGUCUGGCAGGUGCGCCGUGGGGCCCCGCCGGCCAAGGCCCCCGUCCCUGCCGCCGCGGCCUCCUCCGACCCCGCGGCCCGCGGCGUCGAUAAGGUCGUCCUCAAAUCAGAAGCCGCGGCGGCCGAGACCCGCCGGAGCAAGGCGGCGAGGGGCGGCGCCGGCGGCGGAGCAAGCAAGGCUAGGGUGUUGAAUUUGAACGUGCCGAUGUGCAUCGGGUACAGGCACCAUUUGAGCUGCAGAAGCGACGACAAUGGCACAAUCCGGGUGACCGGAGCCGACUGCGGCGACACCAACAGCAGCGGCGGCGAUGGCGCCGGCGCCGGCGGUGGUGGUGGCAGCGGCGGGGGUAGUACUAAUAUUUUCAACCUCCGGAGCCUUUUUACCAAAAAGGUGCACUAAUUAACAGCAUAUUUUCUAGACCGAGCUUUAAUUUUUUUCCCCUUUCGUGAUUUGUUUGCGUCUAUUAUUUAAUAUUUUUGUAUAAAGAGCGAAAUCUAAGUUAUAUAUUGUUAUAUUUUGGUGUAUAAUUAACCAUGAAAAAAGCUUGCUGCCUUUUGCUUGUGUCUGC